UUUUCAUUUUUCAAAGGUGUUCCUUUCUCUAAUUCUCUGCAUCACUCUUCUUCUUCUCUAACCCAAACCCUAGAUCUCUCUCAAUUCCCCUCCCUUUUUUUUUCUCUCUCCUCAAAAAUCUCUCAACAACAAUGGAAAAUCGCUUAAACAUGUCUCUCGACGAUCUCAUCAAGAUCAACAAAAGCACUCCUAGUCGUGGUGGCGGUGGCGGUGGCGGCGGAAGAGGUAGAGGUCGUUCCGGUCCCGCACCUUCUAGAAGAUUCGCGAAUCGCGCUGUUAAUCGUUCUACUCCUUAUUCUAUGCCUAUGUCUAAGGCGCCUGAUACAUUUUGGCAGCAUGAUAUGUUUGGGAAUCAAGGAGGUGGAGGUGCAGGUGGAGUUGGAGCGUCUUCAAUCGAGACUGGAACUAAGCUUUAUAUCUCUAAUUUGGAUUACGGUGUUUCUAAUGAUGAUAUUAAGGAGCUCUUUUCUGAGGUUGGUGACCUGAAAAGAUAUGCUGUUCAUUACGAUAGGAGUGGGAGAUCAAAGGGAACUGCCGAAGUUGUUUUCUCGCGGAGGGGAGAUGGUCUGGCUGCUGUCAAGAGGUAUAACAAUGUAGAGCUUGAUGGUAAGCCGAUGAAAAUCGAGAUUGUUGGAACAAAUAUGGCUGCUGCAGGAAUGCUUCCUCCAGCUGCUAAUGGCAUUGGUAGGAAUCCACUUGGUCCGAGAAGUGGUCAAGGAAGGGGAGGUGCAAUGGGACGCCCACGUGGUGGCCGUGGUACUGCCAGAGGCCGUGGCAGAGGAAGAGGUCGUGAAGAUAAGGUGGUAUCUGCUGAUGACCUGGAUGCUGACUUGGAGAAGUACCACUCAGAAGCAAUGCAGACAAACUAAAGCAUACUUAUGGGUUUUCUUUUACCUUCUCUUGGGUUUUAAACCUAUGCUCUUGCAACUGUCGUUUGUGAUGGCUUCAACUUGUUCUGUUUAUUUCUACCAACAUCUUAUUUUAGGCAAAGGCAGAUAGAUGGCAGUAGUUGGAUCUUGGUAUUGAAGCUUGGGUUUUGUAUCCAACUUCAUGUGAUUGAGGGUAAUAUAUCAAUUAAUGAACAGCUAUGAGUUUGUUACUAUUAAAGAUAUAGAUGCUUGUACUUUGUUGUUCCCUA
This is a messenger RNA of Beta vulgaris subsp. vulgaris (sugar beet), 1138 nucleotides long. RefSeq names its product THO complex subunit 4B. Gene Ontology annotation, molecular function: mRNA binding. Gene Ontology annotation, biological process: mRNA export from nucleus. Gene Ontology annotation, cellular component: nucleus. The transcript has 5 exons. The record is from RefSeq and is a predicted model, not a curated record. Lineage: Eukaryota; Viridiplantae; Streptophyta; Magnoliopsida; Caryophyllales; Amaranthaceae. Bases 132 to 869 code for a protein of 245 amino acids.